This is a messenger RNA of Lytechinus variegatus (green sea urchin), 4852 nucleotides long. RefSeq names its product lysine-specific demethylase 4A-like. Gene Ontology annotation, molecular function: histone H3K9 demethylase activity; histone H3K36 demethylase activity. Gene Ontology annotation, cellular component: nucleus. The transcript has 20 exons. Bases 184 to 3993 code for a protein of 1269 amino acids. The record is from RefSeq and is a predicted model, not a curated record. NCBI's taxonomy places the organism in Eukaryota, Metazoa, Echinodermata, Echinoidea, Temnopleuroida, Toxopneustidae. Gene Ontology annotation, biological process: chromatin remodeling.
UAAGACCGUGAGUAAUGCGGUUUGUUAGUGUAACAGCUUCAUUUUUGUCGUCGCCUGGACCGAGGAUGAGCUGACAUUUCCUCCUUUUUCAACUUGAUUGUUCGAUGUUGCAAAGAUUUUUUCAUGUUUGUGAUGAGCUCUCACACCUGUCCUUGCCCAAGAAGCCCUAUGUAGUUGUUCAAGAUGAGUCUGACAGCAUCGGCCCAGAACAUCCCCAAGAUCAUGGUCUUUCGACCAACCUUGGAGGAGAUGAAAGACUUCUCUGGCUAUAUCUCCUACAUGGAAUCCCAAGGUGCUCACAAAGCUGGUGUUGCCAAGGUGAUUCCACCAAAGGAGUUUGUGCCUCGGAAGAACUAUGAGGAUCUGGACUUGAUCAUUCCUGCGCCAAUCCAGCAAGAGGUCAUGGGUCAUCAAGGCCUAUACACCCAGUAUAACAUCCAGAAGAAGGCCAUGACCGUCAAGGAGUUUGCUAAGCUAGCCAACAGUGCAAAGUAUCAGACCCCACCACAUUUUGGCUACGAAGAUCUGGAAAGAAAGUACUGGAAGAACAUCACUUACAACCCUCCCAUCUACGGAGCCGACAUCUCUGGGUCUGUGUACGAUGAAGGGGUGGACGUCUGGAAUAUCAACAGCCUGAAUACAGUCCUGGAUAUCAUUGAGGAAGAGCAAGGUGUGAAAAUAGAAGGGGUGAACACUGCCUACCUGUACUUUGGAAUGUGGAAGACAACAUUUGCCUGGCACACUGAAGACUUGGACCUGUACAGCAUUAACUAUCUCCAUUAUGGUGCUCCAAAAUCUUGGUAUGCUAUCCCUCCUGAGCAUGGCAAACGCCUGGAGAGAUUAGCAACCGGUUUCUUUCCUGGCAACUUCAAGAUCUGUUCCAACUUCCUGAGGCACAAGAUGUCCAUCAUUGCCCCUCACAUCUUGAAGAAGUAUUCCAUACCCUUCAACAAGAUAACCCAAGAGCAAGGAGAGUUUAUGGUGACAUUCCCAUAUGGCUAUCACUCUGGAUUCAACCAUGGAUACAACUGUGCAGAAUCUACCAACUUUGCAUCUCUUAGGUGGAUCAACUAUGGCAAGAGAGCAAGCUGUUGCACUUGCCAGAAGGACUCUGUUAAGAUCAGUAUGGAGCCAUUUGUGAGGGUGUUCCAACCAGACCGCUAUGAAGCCUGGAAAGCAGGAAAGGACUCCCUCUACAUAGAAGAGGUGGAUAACCCCACGGGACAUGGCAGCAGUAUGAGGAAUAUGAAAGAACCCCCAAUGCUGCCAUUCACCCCAAAGAAUGAUGAACUACCCAGGAGACACCCAGUCCACAAGAAGGAUGGGAGGCGUACUAACUCUCCUAAUGCACUUCCCAAGAAGAAGAAAAAGAAAGUCAAAGAACCUGAUAUUACUGUGGAUGGAGUAACCCUCGCUGCUCUGAAGAAGAAGUACAAGAAGCUGAAGAAGAAAGCAGAAGCUGAUGCGAGGGCCAGUGGUAAGGAUACUGAUGGUACUGGUAGCAACCUGAAACUGAAAAAGAAGAAGAAGUUUAAAGAUAAAGAUGGUGUUUCAAAGAAGAGAAAAUCCAGCUCAAGUGGGGAUGGGGAGUCACCAACUAAGAAGAAAAAGAUGGAUGCCAAGAGCAAGCAUUCAAAUGAUGGCUCAAAGAAAAAGAAGAAAAAGGACCCAGUCGGACACCUGGUCAUUGUUUCUGAUGCUGAGAAGCUUAACAAGGAGCAUAGUAGUCCCAAGAAACCCAAAGACAUUGCCAAACUUCCCAAGGAAAACCAACCUAGAGGCAAGCCAAAGACAGCGGCCAUGGAAGGCAGCGGUGAUGCGCCUGCACCAAGGUCAUCAACUAAUGGAUCAGAUGUCAAGCCCAAGGUAGAGGAUGGUGUGUCAGAAGGGGAGGAGGAGGUCAACAAAGAAGUGGAAAGUGCUGUGGCCAGUAGGUGGGUCAUGUUUGACCAUCGGUACUCAUCGGUCAAGUCACCAUCGCAGGUCGUCCCCAAGAACACAUACAAGCACAAGCACCAACCCAGACCUUCAAGGGAAGAGGAAGGACGGAGGCAGAUGGUGCGAAUGAGAAAAGGCAAAGACCGAUGCCCAUCACCCCCUCGUUCAGCAGUGGCCAUGUUGGAAUAUAGGCGGGCUCUGGCUAUGCCUAAGCCAGGCGGCUUACCUGAAGUGCUACCUCAAGCUCUGGUUCACACUCAUUCUGCCUUUACAAUCAAAGAAUCCAGAGCAAUGAAGGACUGGGCACGUUCCCUCAAUGGUCUUUGGGUUACUCAGCCUACUAACUUCAUGAUGGAGAAGGUUCAUAAUGCUUCCAUGGCUGAUCAGAAGCCAGGAUGCUGUGUUUGUCGGAUCUUCUAUCAUGACAAGCUUGGUAUCUACGAUGAAGAUGACUCGGGCAAAACCGUGCUGGUUGGGUCCUCACAGGACUAUAGGAAGUUUGUUCUUACACCAGAAGACUGCUUUGCUGCUACUCAGGAGAACUCCAACCCAUCGUGUCAUAACUCUCUCAUCGAUGCUGAGGCUUGUAGCCCCAUACUCACAUGUAGUUCUUGCAAUAUGGCUGUCCAUGCGAGUUGUUAUGGACAAGCUCCAAUAGAAGAUGAUUCACCAUGGGUCUGUGAGAGGUGUCAAGAAGAAGACUGGUCAGCAGUCUGUUGUCUGUGCAACCUUCGGGGCGGUGCACUGAGACAUACCACUACCGGGAAAUGGGCCCACAUCAUGUGUGCUAUGGCUAUCCCAGAGGUGCGCUUUGUCAACGUAGAGGAGAGGAGUCCCAUUGAUUGCUCGAACAUCUCGGAAGCAAGGUUAAAACUGAAAUGCUUCUUCUGCCGAUCGUUCAUCAAGUACAGCCCUAAGUUUGGAUCCUGUAUCCAGUGCUCUGUGGGCAAGUGUGCCAUAUCAUUCCAUGUAACGUGUGCCAACGCAGCGGGGGUGAUCAUGGAGCCGGGGGUCUGGCCAUGUGCAGUCUUUGCCACCUGUAUUAGACAUCCUGUCAACGUCAAAGAUUGGACGAGGAUUCGUAAGAUGAAAGAGAUCCAUGCAGGAGACCAAGUAAUUGCCAAGCACAAAAACAAUCGCUACUACAAAUCAGUGGUGAAAGGGGAGAAGGCUCAGCUGUUCUGUCAUGUGGAGUUCAAGGAAGACCAAAGCUUCUGUGAUAAUCUCUACCCUGAAGACAUUGAGAGUCACAACAUAGCCACUGACGGAGUACCUGAGGUCGGAAGCGACGUUGAAGUGCGCUGGGUAGAUGGGCUCCUCUACCCUGGAACCUUCAUUAACAGCUACUCUACUAAGAUGUAUGAGGUCCUCUUUGAAGAUGGGUCUGUUAUCACCGUCAAAAAGGAAGAUAUCUACAAGGACGGCGAACCCAUGCCCAAGAGAGUUCGGUCUAGACUGUCUGAAGCUACAGAAGUGCGGUAUAUUGGAUUCAGUGAUCUUGCUGUACUUUCCAACCAAUACAAGGCAAUCAAGACGGAUGGUGACGAAAGAUUGGCAGCAGGGAUUUCAGCCACAGGAGCAUCGACAGGAUCAGGCACAGGAUCAACCUUGGGUGUAUCUUCUAAAAAUACCCCUGUCACUUCAGGAAAUCAGGAAAGGACUGAUCGCACCCCUGAAAAGGGAUCAGUAACUCACAAUGCAUCCUCGUGGAACACUAUGUUUGGCCCGUCGACGAGCUGCGAUGUCCCAGACAGGAAGGAAUCGACGGACAGUGUGAAUUCGGGUAUCGUAGAGAUUAAAGAUGAACCAGACUCUGUUUCUGUCACGACACUUUCAUUGCCGUUCGAUGAUAGCAGUAUUGCGAAUCCCACGUUGCAAGGUGGUGUUUUAAUCGCUCCGGGUGUGACAAUAAAGACUGAAUCAGACUCUCAAGCAAUACAAGGGUCUAGCAGUGAAGGCCAAGUCUUCUUCCCUAAUGAUGCAUCGCUGAAAAUUGAUACAGUGUCAUUCAGACCAGGAGAAACGCCGCAGAAUGGACAAUUCUUUUCGCAGUGAUUUCUGAAAUAGCCAUGUACAGGUUGUAUAGUCAAGGCAAGUUGUUGAAUAGCCACAGGAUUGUUUUUACCCUUUUUUUGGAUGCUAGUUGCAGGGAUUCAUGCAUCCUGGCAGUGGACAUAGAUCGAACUUAUUGGUGAAGCCAGCAUCCAAGGAAAAAUAUAUAUAAUGCAGAGGUGUAAAUGUACAGACGUAUUGUUCCAUAAACGAAAUCUACAUCAUAUGAGUAUACAUUCAGCAGACAGAAAAGUGAAAAUUAAACUCGACUUGGAAUUUCGCAGGAACUGAAUGUCUUCUAGACCUUCAAUUUCAAAUGCAUGCUAGGUUUUCACAUGCAAUAUAUAACUUUGGUGCAUGAACACUUCAAUGCAUCUGUCCUAUUAUCAUUUGAGACCAUUGUGCACUUUUCAUUUUGUAACUACAGAUACAUGUUAGACCCACCAUUCAAAUACGAAAAAGGCCAUUUAUAUCUUUGUGUGUCUUCCGAGGUGUAGAAUUUUGUAAAUUUUACAGUAAUUCUUUUCUGAUUUACUUUAAAGUAAUAUUUCUACCAGUGCCAUCAAAUAUAAAGUCUCAAAAUUUAAUGGCGAUUUAGCAUGUAUCAGGUACUCUUAGUGUUAUUUUGUAAACUGGUUUGUUUACUGGAAUACAGAGUAGAUUGGCUUUAGGGCUUGCACAAUUGAAAAUUUUGGUAAAGAUUAUUGCCAACUGUCAAAAACACAGUAUGGCAUAAUAUGAUCCCUGAUGAUCGAAUGUCAAACGUUGUCAAGUAAAAGUGACUAAAUAUUCUCUCUAUGCACUGAAAUUUUAAUGCAGUAAUGUUCUGAUAUUAUUGCCAUUUCGUGCAGCCGUAUUUGCU